AUGGUCUUCACAAUGUUAUCCAAGGCAUCUGCCUACAGGAACAAGUAUUUGCCAAAAGCCUUUACGGAUAGCAAUAAGCCAAAGACGGCCGUGGUGGUAGGAUCCACUUCUGGAAUUGGACAAGGAAUUGCCCAUCGUUUGGCCGAACAGGGAUGGAACGUCGUGGCAGUGGGACGUUAUCGAGAAGGUCGGGCCGAAGAAGUCGUCAAGACAUUGAACGAAUAUACCGAGGCCAUUGCCAAAACGAAAGAUGGCGAAGUCACGAAACCACAACAUUCCUUUGUGGCAUGUGAUUGCUUCUCUCUCAAAAGUGUCCAAGAAGCUUCCAAGAGUAUCCUAGAAAAGCAUGAUACGAUUGAUGCCUUGGUCUUGACGCAGGGAAUGGCAACGACGCAAGGAUUUACACCCACCGUAGAUGGAAACGAUGAAAAAUUGACUUUGCAUUACUUUUCCCGCAUGGCCUUUGCCUGUCUACUUUUGCCGGCCUUGUCCAAGAGCAAUAUGUCCAAUGGACCUGUCAUUUUGAGCGUCUUGUCGGGUGGAGUCCACUCUCCCUACAAGAAUUAUGAAACGGACUUUGAUCUGAAGGAGAACUAUUCGGUUUCGAAUGCGGCCAAUGCCGCGGGAUUCUACAAUGAUCUGGGCUUGGAUGCUCUGGCACGCAAACAUCCACAAAUGAAUUUUAUGCACGCGGCUCCCGGAUUUGUCAAUACCAAUUGGGGAACGGAAUUCAAUCCAAUUCUAAGGGCCAUGGUUCGUUGUAUGCAACCACUUGGUAAAAGUCCGGCGGAUUGUGCUGAAUUCAUGGCCGCGCCUACCAUCUUGGCGAGUGAAUUUGGAGAUGACUUGGCGCCCAAAUAUGAAGAUGUGGGCGUCAUUUGUUUUGGAGGUUCUUCUGGCAAGGCAGAACCCUCAACAGUUUCCAAAGGACACACAGCAGAAGCAAGAGAAUUUGUGUGGAAGCAAACCAUUGAAACCCUCAAGAAGGUUGGAUUGGAUGUCUCGGAAUGA
Molecule: messenger RNA, 1011 nt
Organism: Cylindrotheca closterium
Lineage: Eukaryota; Bacillariophyta; Bacillariophyceae; Bacillariales; Bacillariaceae
Source: the annotation of a GenBank genome assembly